Messenger RNA from Oldenlandia corymbosa var. corymbosa, 654 nucleotides. The record is from the annotation of a GenBank genome assembly. Lineage: Eukaryota; Viridiplantae; Streptophyta; Magnoliopsida; Gentianales; Rubiaceae.
UCUUAAGUACGCCUGUUAAUAAAACACGUGUUCAGUACGCCUGGUUGCUUAUUGAAAUGGAUAUCACUGAAAAUGUGCCUAAAAGAAUUGUUUUCGAAGAUGAAAAUGGGAAUGUUAGGGUGCAAAAGGUAGUGUAUGAAUGGUUGCCAACACAAUGUAAGUGUUGUAAAGGUUUUGGUCACAUGACUGAUAAGUGCAGACUAAAAAUAAUUCCUGUUGAGAUUAAAAAGCAACCAGCAGUGAAAGAAUGGAGGAGAGUAAGUAUGGGCAAAGAAGUUCUGGUGGAAACGGUGAUGCAAAAAAGAAUAGGGGGAGAAGAAAUAACUAAUGAUACUGAAAUGGUGACUACUGACCAGGCUCAGGAUCUAAAGGUCUCUGUUGCAAGGGAAGGGAAUUCAGUGGUCUAUCAAGGGGGCAAAGAGAAUGUGAAGAAUAAUAUGGUGUUAUCGAGGAGAGCUGGUAGUACUGUCCAAGUUACUGAGGAUACAAGUGAUAGGGUUGCUUCUUUAGAGUACCCUAAGAAAUCUGUAACACAACAGGAUGGUAAUACUAGUUCACAUUUUAGAAUUGGGUCCUUGGUGAGCAAAGUGCUCAAUCCUAGUCCUAGUUCUAAUGUGUAGCCUCUUAUCAUGGAACAUAAGGAGUUUGAACUCU